Molecule: messenger RNA, 202 nt
Organism: Loa loa (African eye worm)
Lineage: Eukaryota; Metazoa; Nematoda; Chromadorea; Rhabditida; Onchocercidae
Product: sodium/hydrogen exchanger
Exons: 1
Biological process (GO): proton transmembrane transport
Cellular component (GO): membrane
Molecular function (GO): sodium:proton antiporter activity
Source: RefSeq, a predicted model, not a curated record
AUGGCAAUGAAACAAUAUGUAAAAGGUAAUAUUACAACAACAGCUGCAACAUCUGUUAAAUAUUUCACAAAAAUGUUAGCACAAAUUUGUGAAACGGUAAUUUUCAUGUUUCUUGGCUUAUCAACAAUUUCUAGCAAACAUCAUUGGGAUUUACCGUUUAUUGCAUUAACAAUCAUCUUCUGUUUGAUUUAUCGUAGCAUUG